This is a messenger RNA of Bombus impatiens (common eastern bumble bee), 2378 nucleotides long. RefSeq names its product hydroxyacylglutathione hydrolase, mitochondrial. The transcript is spliced from 6 exons. Gene Ontology annotation, molecular function: hydroxyacylglutathione hydrolase activity. Lineage: Eukaryota; Metazoa; Arthropoda; Insecta; Hymenoptera; Apidae. Bases 191 to 1744 code for a protein of 517 amino acids. The record is from RefSeq and is a predicted model, not a curated record.
UAGAGUAUAUAGUAGAUUAAGGAGGAGAAAAAUAAAGAGACUUUGUGUUGAGGUUUUGUACGUUCUUAGGACAGUUGCUCUCGAAUCAUCACUGGAAAAGUACAAAGCGAUAGUUAGGUCAAUGAUACAUGGCAGUGGUACCUGUAAGCUCGAGCAAACUCUUUCAUUUUAAUCUAUAACUUCAAUCAAAAUGCCCGAGCAAAAUUCAAGUGAUCAAUAUUCGACAUGGGUUGGUCUUAUAUACGUUUUUAACUUAAUUGUCGGAACAGGAGCUUUAACAUUACCCGCUGUUUUUAGUCAGGCAGGAUGGGCUCUUGGAUUAAGUGUUAUUUUAAUACUAGCAUUUAUAAGUUUUAUCACUGUUACAUUUGUGAUCGAGGUAAUGGCAUCUGCCAAUGCUAUAGUAGCAUGGCGACACAUUCAACAUCGAAAACGUGUAUGUCUUUCUCAAGAUUCAUCUAUCAACGAGUCAGAGUCUGAGGUACUUCAAACAUUAGGUGAAUCCGGUCCUUCAAAUUCAGAUUCUGAAGAUACACCUCUUGUUACACCAUUUUCAAGUAGUCCUGAUUGUGCGGACAUGACAUACCGAUAUUAUGUAAUACGUGAUAAAAUAGAAAUGGGGCAAAUGGCAUCAAUUUUUUUUAAUAAAUUUGGUACAACAUUAUUCUAUUUAUGUUUUGCUAUAUAUCUUUAUGGAGAUUUAAGUAUAUAUGGAGCAGCUGUUGCAAAAACCUUAGCUGACGUUGUUUGUACUUAUCAACCAGCAAAUUUUACAUGCAAUUCUACAAUACCAGAUACUGAACCGUGUUGGGAAGGGUUUGCUCUGGAUCGGGCAGAUGCAUAUGGAGUGUUCCUUACUAUAUUUAUAUUAUUGCUGGGUCCUUUUGUAUUCUUUAAUAUUCAAAAGACUAAAUAUCUUCAACUCUUAACUUCAGGAAUGCGAUGGCUUGCAUUCACUAUCAUGAUUGUAUAUGCUUUAAAAAAUUUAAUCAUUCAUGGUGCGCAAGGAGAUCCUCCAGCUGCGAAUAUCAUGGGUAUACCUAGUUUAUUUGGUGCUUGCAUUUAUUCAUUUAUGUGUCACCAUUCUUUACCUGCAUUGAUCGCUCCAAUCGCAAAUAAGUCUACUUUGACCCGAUCUUUGGCAUUGGACUAUUUAUUAAUAGCAUCUUUUUAUCUCCUACUGGCAUUAACUGGAGCAUUCGCUUUCGAACAUUUGGACGAUCUUUACACUUUAGAUUUUAGCCCCCGCGGAUCUGGAGACUGUUCCAAAAGUAACAAUAUUUUUAUUAUUCUUAUAGAAUAUUUUUUGUCGCUUUUUCCAGUAUUUACUUUAAGUACAAGCUUUCCUAUCAUAGCCAUCACCCUUAGGAAUAAUCUACAAUCAUUGUUCCUCAGCGAUGAUACGUCUCAUUUGUGUCUUCGUAAAAUUGUCUUCCCAAUAUUAGCAAUACUGCCUCCGUAUAUGAUUGCUAUGAGUAUCAAAGACUUAUCGAUAUUAGUGGGAAUUACGGGAUCAUAUGCUGGAGCAGGAAUUCAAUAUUUGAUUCCAACGUUUUUGGUAUAUUAUGCCAGACAAAAGACAAAUAGACUUAUAGGUCUUGGUGUCGUCAAUAAAUUUGCAAGCCCAUUUUCUAGUAAUUGUUGGCUAAUUUUUGUUAUAAUUUGGGCCAUUGCUUGCAUGAUUUUAGUAUCCGUCAAUUUUAUACAAAUUCAUUUCUAUUCUAUAAGCAUACCUUUAGGAUAAAAAUCUUAUGAAGUACUAAAUCGAGGAUUUAAAGAAGAGGGAGGAGUUACAUAAUGGUGCGUACUUGAAUUGUUUUGUCUUUUGGAUCUGCGAAAUCUAGAGCAUAUCUAAAGUAAUAUCAGUGGAUUUGAUAUUGGUCAUUUCCUACAUGUAAAAGGAAAAUUGUGAUACUAGUGAUUUUAAUGUUUACAUUAAAAUCAUUCUUAAAAUACAUGGAACUUUUAACAGCAAUUCAAAUGAUAAGUUACCAAUGAGAAGAAAAAGUACCUUUAAAAUAUUAGUAAAUAUUUAUUAUUUAAAAUGUGUUAUAGAAUAAUUGUUGUAAGAUAGAACAACUGAGCAAUUGUCCUUGAUAAUAAGAUACCUUCAUUCAACUGUUCACACUUUGGCAUCAUUAUUAGAAUAUUAUCUUUUCCAUCAUAUAAGAGAGAAUAUGGUAUUAAUAGUGAUAAUAAUACUAAUUAUGAUAAUAAGAAUACAUCAUGACACAAUGUGUCAUAGUAAACUGACAAUACACUGGCAUAAGUCAGGAUUAAUCACGUACAAGCCGAAUGUAUACAUUUAAUUUAUGUUGUAAACUUUUAUAUAAUAUCUUUUGUAUAUUUUUAUUCAAUAGAGAAUAUGCCACUCUUAA